CCCUGGCAGCGGCCGCCGGGGGCCACCAUGGGGCAGGUGCUCGGCUUCGCCCACUGCAAAGAAUCUCCUUCGACUGCCUCCACCACACCUGAUUCUACAGAGGGUGGCAACGAUGAGUCCGACUUCCCCGAGCUGCAGACGGCGCGGGAGUUCUCUGAGGAUGAGGAAGAGGCCUCCGUGGAGUGGGGGACCCCGCGGGAGCUGACUUUCUCCUACAUCACGAUUGCGGGGGGCCCCAGCAGCAGCCCCACCCCGGGGGAGCCCGGCUCUCGGAGCAGGCGUGACUCGCAGACCCGCCGGACGCGGCCUGUGCUGCCCCGCACAGAAACUUGUGAGACUUUUGUGCCGGCUCUGGGGGACAGUUUGGAGAACAUUCCCAGCCUCUGCCCAUCCCCUGAAGGAGAGGGGGCAUCACCACCUGGGCAUUGCCCGGGACUGGACCCGUUCUCAGGCUGGGAUGUCGAUACAGGCUACAUCGACGACCCAGGGCUAGCGGAAGGAGGAGUGGUGGAUUUGUCCCCACAGCACAGCCCCACAACAGAGACUGCGGAGGGGGCACAAUGCAGUACGUCGUCUUCAGAUCUUUCCUCAGAGGAGCUCCCACCACCAGACGCCUUAACGCCUCCGCUUGCUGCAGAAGGCACCUCCUUUGGGAGUUCUGCCAUCCAACGCCACACGCUGACCUCGCUGGAGUUGCACCAAUGUCUUGUGCUGGAGGAAGAGAUGGAGAAGGAAGAGGAAGAGGAGGGAGAAGAAAAGGAGGAGGAAGAGGAGGCAGGCCAGGAGCCAAUCACAGAAAAGCACCAGGUUGAACCAGACCAAUCAGAGAACUCUCUGGAAAUGGUGGCGGACUUGGUGUACUGGCGGGACACCCGCAGGUCGACGUUCGUCUUCACCAGCCUGAUGGUGGCGCUCUUGUGCCUGCUGCACUUCAGCAUCGUCACCGUCGUCUCCUACAUCUCCUUGGCGGUCCUGGCGGUCACCAUCUCUCUCAGGGUCUACAGCAAAGUGCUGCAUGCCAUCCACCGGGGAGAGGGCGCCAACCCCUUCCAGGCUCAGCUGGAUGCCGACCUGGGGCUGUCGAAAGAGCAGCUGGAGCGUCUGACGGAGCGGGUUGUCUUCUACUCCACCUCAGGCACUCGGUCCAUACAGCGCCUUUUCCUGGUGGAUGACUUGGUGGAGUCCAUUAAGUUUGCUUUCUUGUUCUACAUCCUCACGUAUGUGGGAGCAGUGUUCAACGGGAUGACUCUGCUUAUUCUGGGAGUUAUAAGUGCAUUUACCUUUCCUCUUCUGUACAGGCAACAUCAGGCACAGAUCGACCAGUACGUAGGGUUGGUGAGGAACCAGUUGAGUAACCUCCGAGCAAAGAUGCUGGCCAAGCUCCCGACAGCCAAAGCAAAAGCAGAAUGAAUGGAACCCCUCCUCUCUGUCUCCCCCACAUAUACACAUUCUCUCAGCCUUCUUCCUUUUGCAUAUUUGCCUGCUCAUCCCAUGUCUGCCUCCAAGAGAGCCCCCCUCACCCAGAAACAGAGCUCUACGGUCACCUUCCCCUUCCCAGCAAAUGGACAUAAGAAUGUCAGAAGAGCCCGGCCAGAUCAGACCAGGGAGGGUCCUUCUAGUCCAGCCUCCUGUAUCCCACAAU
This is a messenger RNA of Heteronotia binoei (common prickly gecko), 1642 nucleotides long. RefSeq names its product reticulon 2 (gene RTN2). The record is from RefSeq and is a predicted model, not a curated record. Lineage: Eukaryota; Metazoa; Chordata; Lepidosauria; Squamata; Gekkonidae. The transcript is spliced from 10 exons. The coding region runs from base 28 to 1410 and encodes 460 amino acids.